This is a messenger RNA of Marchantia polymorpha subsp. ruderalis, 1690 nucleotides long. The record is from the annotation of a GenBank genome assembly. NCBI's taxonomy places the organism in Eukaryota, Viridiplantae, Streptophyta, Marchantiopsida, Marchantiales, Marchantiaceae.
CUAAAGUAGACAUUGUCAUGAUUGUGCUUGCCUUUUUGACUGGUCAGCUCCGUGCAAAGUCGUUAGCCGAAACGCGACUUUGCAUGUCGACGAGCUCUUAUAAAAUGCCAGGGUCGAGUGCUUACCUUCACACCAAUUCUGCACCAUUCGAGCUCGGCACGUCCAAGCCCAAGGAGGCCCCUGGAACCGUCGACGAGCAACUGAAUAACAGAAUAUCGAAAGGAUUUGUAAGAUUGUACCAAUGAACUCGAGAGAGCACUCCAGUGCGCGGGUCCGGGCAUGGACGAUGGUGGUGCUGGUGCUGGCUUCGGUUUCCAGCCAAGCGUCGGCAGGAUUGAUAGCUUCUUACUGGGGGCAGAAUGGAGGCGAAGGCACCCUGGCCGACGCUUGUGCUUCGUCGAAUUAUGACAUUAUCAUGCUGGCCUUCCUCUACCGAUUCGGCAAUGGCCUGACUCCAGCCCUGAACCUGGCAGGACACUGUGACCCGGCCUCAGGCGGAUGCCAGGGCUUGGUCUCAGAGAUCAACAGCUGCCAGAGCAGAGGAGUCAAGGUGAUUUUGUCUCUGGGUGGAGGAGUUGGCGACUAUGGAUUCAGUUCUGCCGCCGAAGCUCUCGAGCUGGCGCAGUACUUGUGGGAUAAUUACCUCGGAGGCAGCUCGAGUUCCAGUCCAUUGGGCGCAGCCAAGCUCGACGGAAUCGACCUGGACAUCGAGCAAGGCGGGUCGCAGUACUAUCCCGAUUUGAUCAUGGCGCUGAAGACCAUGGCGCAGAGCAACGCGUACAAGAGGCUGUACGUAACCGCAGCUCCGCAAUGCCCUUUCCCGGAUGCGUCUCUGGGUCCGGCAAGCGGCACGGCUCUGAGCACAGGGCUCGUGGAUCUCGUGUUCGUGCAGUUCUACAACAACUACUGCGGCUACGGUGGAGGCCUGGAUCAGCUGGUGACAGUGUGGCGGCAAUGGGCCGGGGCUCUGCCCGGCUCGCAGAUCUUUCUGGGCCUUCCCGCAUCGCCAGACGCUGCGGGCAGUGGCUAUGUCGAUCCCAGCACGGUCACCGGCCAGAUCAUUCCUGCCAUCUCCACAGUUCCGAACUAUGGCGGUGUCAUGUUGUUCAGCGUCUUCUACGACAAGCAGAACAACAACUACAGUGCUCAGAUCAAGAGUGGCGUUUAGUGCUCACAAGAGGGUCGUCAUCCCAACUUCUGCCAUCAAUCGAAGUGGUUUGAUAGAAGCAAACUUUUGUUCAGGUCUACAGACCAGCAGAAUCUUAACAAGGCUCAUUUCUGCAGAGAUCUUGCGUGGAUGCUCGGGGUGAUAUGAAAAUUAGUCAUACAAUUUACGUAGCGUAAAAAACCCUCUGGAUGCAAGCGCGAUAUUUUGAGAACAAAUCCAUGCUUGGAGUCCGAUCAUGAGAAGCUGUACAUAACCUUAACACUCAAACGUUGAGUCCAAUCUUAAAAUGUGAAAGCCUUCAGUGCAUCUCAGAAUGUGGCCAAAUCCUGCUCUAAGGAACUUUGUUCAAGCAUAUGAUAUGACUCUUCAGAUUUGGACUUGACAAGUACGAGGUUAUACCAACGAAGAGUUGGACUUACUUCAUGCUUCUAACAGCUGACUCUUAAAGGGAAUGAACUCAUUGAGGAUUGAUACACCGGUACACUCCAUCGGCAAAUAUGUUUGCCAGAGAUUCGAUGGCCU